Molecule: messenger RNA, 11182 nt
Organism: Paramuricea clavata
Lineage: Eukaryota; Metazoa; Cnidaria; Anthozoa; Malacalcyonacea; Plexauridae
Source: the annotation of a GenBank genome assembly
AUGGCAAUUACACAGACUGGUCAGUUUGGUCAGCUUGCUCGGCGUCGUGUGGCGACGGUUCCCGAACUCGUACACGAAGGUGUACGGAGCCCGAGCCUUUGUCAGGUGGGAAGACUUGUGCUGAACUUGGAGAUGAUAUUGAGAGCGACACUUGUUUUGAAGGACCUUGUCCUGGUAAGCCAUAAAAGCGUGAUUACCAAAUUAUGUUAUAAUCAAAAUAGUUACAAAAUCAAUGUGUGACAUCCCGAGGCCGAACCGUAACCUAACAGUUAGUUUGAACCUUUCAUAAUUUAUGUCCUGGUAAGCCAACCAUAGCCUUAGCACAACCCAACCAUAGCUUAGCACAACCCAACCAUAGCUUACCACAACCCAACCAUAGCCUUACCAACCCAACCGUAGCUUGUCGGUUAGCUUGUCACCUUUCAUAAGCCUGUCUUAAUUACUCAUUUACUUUGUAAAUAUUGGUGCCAAUGCAUUUGAAUUGUCUAAUUUUCAGUGACAGCGAAGCUUGGCGAGUGGUCAGCAUGGGAAAGCUGUUCAAAGACGUGCGGUUACGGUGACUUGUGGCGGAGGUGCUAUGAGUCGUUUCCGAAACUGUUCCGAUCCUCUUCCGAUGCAUGGCGGAAAAGGAUGUGAAAGAAUCGGUUCCGCGUUUGGCAUCAAGUCGUGUGGAGAUAACUAUUGCCCAGGUAUGUUCUCUUCUACAGCUCAUAUCUCAAAAACCUUUCAACAAUUACGAUAUUACCAUAGCUAUAAAUAGAAGAGAUGGUUUGGAACCCAUUAGAAUAUAACAAUAACUGAUUAUCUAAUUAUCUAUGUUAAUCAACGUUUAUACAUGUUUAUAAAUGUCGCCAAAUCCACCAAUAGCAAUUUUUAAAUUACCCAAUUGUGAAAGUCACGGAUAGAUAAAUUUCCUAAAACAUUGCUUUUGGUUGGUUGACCACAUUUCUACAUAAACCUAAACAAAAACAUAGAUAUUUUAAUUCUAUUAACUAUGAUAUUACGGAACACUUCACCUAUCCUCAGCGAGGUGAUUUUGUUACGAACUGAAUAUCAACCUUAAAAUGGAUGUUUUAUAUAGUUGAUGGUGGUUACUCGAUGUGGUCAGAGUUUGGGCCGUGCUCUCGAACUUGUGGUACUGGGUACCAGAAACGUAAGAGAACUUGCACCAGUCCCUCUCCUGAACACGGCGGGAAGGAUUGUUUCCAGUUUGGAUACACUGAAGAUGUUCAGGAAUGCGCAGCUGAUCCUUGUCCUAGUAAGUUUUAUUGUGUACUUAUAAGGUUGUCAGGGAAGGUUGGCAGGACGGGUUAGUAUAAACACAGUUAAGAAAAGUAGUAUCACAAUUGUUGUAAAAGAUAAUUAGAAAAGCGGAAUCUACACGUAAAUUUUUGCUAUAGAAAUCUUAAUCUAAGGUAGUUGUAUUCGUUUAUAUUUUCAGUCAGUGGCAACUUCAGUGAUUGGUCGGAUUGGUCAAACUGCUCGGCAUCAUGUGGUAAUGGUGUGAUGGUAAGGUCAAGGUCAUGUAAUACCCCUGCGCCAAGUUUUGGCGGCCAAGAUUGUACAUCAUUGGGUCCUCAAAUUGAACAAAGAAACUGCGUGACGGAGUCAUGCCCUGGUAAGUAGAUAUUAUCGUGUUAAGGCGACUAAUGAGAUACGAUUUUUCUUUUUGAAAUUUGGGUACAUGAACUGGCCCUUCAAUCUUUGUGUUUAAAAUCAGUAGCUGUUUGAUUAUAACUAGUCUAUAGUAUUGGAAUGCAUAAUAAAAACGCUUCCCAUGGUUUGAAAUUUGCAGUAUUCCGAUAUUCACAUGCAGGAUACUAAAAUUUUAUUUUGGAUGGAUAGAAGAACAUUUCAAACAUUUAGAUAGAUAGCAUUUAAAAUCGGUCUUACAGACAACUCGUGGAAAUUAAUAUUGUAAGUUACUGUAGGUGGCUUCAAUUUCUGGCAACUUGUGCACUGCUUAGUACUAGUAUAAAUGCGAGAGACAGUCACAUGGAAACUUUGUUAUACUUGGGUCCUGAAUACCAAAACUUAUGGUAAUUAGUAUUCAGAAGUGGGAUACAUGAUUCUCUGAAGGGAUGCUAAAACAUGGAACUCUGGUAUCCCAAGUGGAUACUGAAAGAAAUUUAAAUUUCGGACCCUGCUAUUCAUGGAGAUGGUUUCUCAAAACGCUAACGUGUAUUUGUUCCUUGUAGAGCAUUGUUCAUGUGGGGGCUGGACUGGCUGGUCUGAAUGUACGCGGUCAUGUGGGGGUGGCUUCCAGACACGGAAGAGGCAAUGUACCCCACCUAAAUCUGGCCUUGAAUCUUGUACCAACGAAGAACAAGAAACACAACUGUGCAAUUUGAAUGUUUGCCCUGGUAUGUUGAGUUACUGUUUUAUUUGCUUGAAAAGUAGUUGGCCGGUAAAUUUUACUACUUAGGUAUAUAUCAGUUGUAUUUCACAUAUUACCGCUUGGAAAUACCCUAACCCAAACCCUGUUUAAGUGCGGAAAAUCACAGUCUAUGCCCAACCAAACUGCAGCCAGACCACUGCUUAACCUCAACCCAAACCACAGUUUAACCUCAAACCAACCGCAAAUCGAUCCGCAACCUAAAAACCGCAGAGUAAGGUUACUUUUAUAAGGGUACAUUGAAUGUUUCAUUAAUAAGCCAUUUUAAGAUACAGGAAACUCAAAGUUCUCACAAGUAAAUGUUAUAGCAGUGUUUUUGACUUAAACAUGUUUCAUGUUUUCUUUCUACGUUUUAAAUAUUAUAAUUAGAAAUGUAAAUAUUUCGAUCUUGCUUUAGUGGAUGGGCAAAUUGGUUCAGUAUACUAAUGUGGAACUCUACUCAACACAAAGCCUCUGUUUUGAUCUCUUCAAACUGUCAUUCAUACGAUUGAUAAUAUACGAUAAGAUUUCAUUACAAUUAUUUGUUUGGGUGAAUUUGUUUUAGUCGUCGUCGCUUUGCCGUCCUACAUCUUAAGCUCCCUACUAGACUAACUUGAAAGGUCUGUACCUGUGUAGGUUGUGGCAAUAAUAAGAAAGUUUCAGAUUGAUAGGGAUACAACUACCUGAAAAAUACAAGGAGAACUUCGACGGCUUCGACGUUCUCCUUGUAUAUUUCAGUUAGUUGCGUCCUUAUCUAUCCGAAGAUUUCUCAACACUAGAGUAAUACUGGACUCCUAGGGAGAACAGAUUAGAAUUGUUCAAGCAAUCGAGUAUAAAUAGAGUUAGUAGUGAUUGUAUAUAUAUAUAAACUUUGUUCUGUUUCUCUUCCAGUAAAUGGCAAGUACAAUUCAUGGUCAGUGUGGAGCGCGUGUUCAUCUACAUGUGGCCUGGGACAAAAGAAACGAUCUCGCACGUGCAAUAAUCCGAGUGCAUCAUACGGGGGACUGGAUUGCACUCGUUAUGGUGCCAAUGAGCAAGCUGUGGACUGCUUUGUAGCUGACUGCCCAGGUAGAGUUUACAUACAGUUGUAACACACACGUUCAGGCUGAGUGUAUGCGGGUGCGGGCCGGGUACCACCUAUAAGGAAGGUUUACCAUAUGUGAAGUCAGUGAGGAAGGUAUAUUGCAAAUUGAAAAAGCCAUAAUUCACAUUAUUUUGAGGAAGGUUUGGAAACCUGAAAUCUUAACAACCGGAAGGUUGAACAGGUUUAUGCAACUCUGGUUCAAGUUUGCGCGUUGCUAAACCAUCCAUUGGAAAGGGAAAGUUGACAGGGUGGGCUAGGAUAAACAUAGUUAGUAAUAUCACAAUUUUUGUAAAGAUAAAUAGUCUAGGCUAAUAUAAGUAAGCGUAAUACUUGAUGUAAUUGGUCACUGAAAAGCCCCGAUGGAGAGUGGGCUGUAUGUAUUCUUGGAUGUAUUCUUGGAUUGUUAUCGUUAAACCUAUAUAUCCAGCAGUGCAUCAAAUGAUAUUCAUGUUUUGUUGCAGUUGAUGGCGCAUUCUCUCAGUGGACUGACUGGAGCGAAUGUUCGAAGUCAUGUGGAUGGGGGCAUCAGUCACGUGAGCGUGACUGCAAUUCACCAGAGCCAUCACGUGGUGGAAAAGACUGCACUGCAUUUGGUGAUUCCAAUGAACUACAAGCGUGUAUGAUUGUUGAAUGCCCAGGUAACCAUUCAAUUAUUGAUUGUUGUAAUGUUAUAGAAAUGAUAAUAAUCAUUGCGUUAUUUCCUCUUUAGUGGAUGGCAAGCACACAGCGUGGAUGCCCUGGGGCGAGUGUUCAAAGACGUGUGGUGAAGGGCGAAAAAGACGUAAGAGAGAGUGUACCGCGCCUAAACCUGACUUCGGAGGCAAGACAUGCGCAGAACAGAAGCUUGGCGAUACGGCUGAGACGACGAGUUGCAACCUUGGACCAUGCCCUAGUGAGUAUAAUGUCGUAACUAUCAGUUAAAAUGAGAAAGGAUUUUUCUGAUUUCUUUGUAAACAGUCAGUGCAAUAUCAUGGCGUAUCAUGUUCUUAUCACGUGUACUUGUUGUAGAUGCGGGAGACUGGGGCGAGUGGUCAGCGUGGUCGUACUGUUCAGCUACAUGUGGUCGUGGUAAGAUGGAAAGGUCACGUCAAUGUGAUUCUCCAGAACCUGUGGGCGGAGGAAAACCUUGUAUAGGACUGUUGACACAGCAGAAGGACUGUAGUAUACGAGAUUGUCCAGGUUUGUAGAACUUAAGAGCUAUUUCUGCAAUGUGUAUACAGCAUACCCUUCCGCUCAGAAAUAACCCACAGAAUCCAUGGUUUAAAUUCCGUAUAUCUUGGAUCCGCCAAUCUACAACCGCAGCUAAAGCGUGAGCUAAUCCCAACCAAACCAUACCACAAAUACCGAACCGCUAAUUUAAGAAGAACUAAAAAUUGCGAUAGCACGGAACUCAGUAAUUCCAAAUCCAGUUGGGUUGUUCCUACUUCAGUUUGAGAUGUUGGAAUUUCUUGACUGAAAAUGUGAGCCAUUUUAGCGGUUGUUCAAUAUGGUUGCAAGUGAUGGUGAACAAGAAAUUAUGUCUAGAGUCACUUAAUUUAUUCUGCUUUAUCUAGUGAAUGGCAACUACACGAACUGGGGGAAAUGGACGGAAUGCGAUGCUAAAUGUGGCAAUGGAUUUCAGACUCGCUGGAGAUCUUGUUCAAACCCCGUAUCUACGGGUGGUGGCCAGGAAUGCGCGGAAUAUGGAGCAGACUCUGAAUCGAAACCUUGCUUCAAGAAACCAUGUAAAGGUGAGUAUUAUGUCUUUUAUAUAUUUGAAUUACAGUGUUUAGUUAAUUCACAUGGCUUUAUCUCUGCGAGCGGGGUUUUAUUUCUGCGGCUGUAUGCAGUAUUCUGAUUUUAAUCUUGCCUCUGUUCCAUGUGGGAAGAAUGCUUCUAGUUUAGCUCUUCCAAACACAGCGCGGUUUUUGGGUUGUCGAUCCAGCAUAUAAGAACAGUUAAAUUUCCUGCCGUGGUAGCACCGGCUCAAUUGGGACUAAUAGUUGGGUUACCCUGUAUAAAAAAGUUAGCCUAUAGUUUUUAUUUCAAUGGUGAAAAAAACUCGAGGUCAACCAUUUAUGAUUGAUGACAUUUUCCCUUCUGUUAUAGUCGAUGGUUCGUGGGGUCAGUGGGCUCAGUGGUCAAUGUGUAGCAAGACAUGUGGUGAUGGGGGACAAGUUCGUAGCCGGGUAUGUGACGAUCCCAAACCUGCCGCCGGGGGAGCCACGUGUGUUGGAACUGCCACUCAGGAGAAGUAUUGCAGAACGCGUGAUUGUUGUAAGUGUAGCUGCAUAAAAACAAAAUUAAAAAUAUUGUAUAUUAAACUGGUAUUUCUGAGGGGUUCUGAUUGAGUUUAUUUGACGUACUUUAGGUGAUAUCCCGUAUGUGGAUCUUGGCUGUUUUGUCGACACAGGAAAGCCAUCUACAAUGCCUGAGAUGCUUCUAACAGACACAGACUCCCAAAGUCCUCUGUUCAGCGGCGUUGGCAUAAAACGUGGUAUUAAGGACUGGGAUGAUUAUAUGUUGAAUUUAAUAUGUCGGUAGGUUGACUGAAGAAGUUUGCUUGUUUAUAUAGUGGACGAAUCUGGGCAACGAAAAUGUACUGUAGCUCAUCUUGAAGGGAUAUUUGUAGAUGGAGUGUAAAAAACCCUUUAGCAUUUAGUUUUAUCAAGUAAGAUGUCCAAAAUCCUAAAUAUUAUUUAUUUUCUGUAGUUGUGCCCAAAUAACGAAUGAGAAAGGUUACUCUCACUUUGGUAUUCAAAAUCUUGGCGAAUGUCGAUCCGGAGUGAACGUUGGCAAUUCUUACUCAAGUCAAGGAGCUCGUGUUGCCUACACGCACCAGGGCCCCAGGCCGUGGGUCGGAUGUCUUGGGAAAGGCAUGCAGCAGUGCAGACGACCUUCGCUCAGUUGUGUUGGACAAGAUCAAACUAACUAUGUUUAUGGACUAAAGGACAGUAAGUGUCGAGGUCUUUUAACAGUGCCCAGAAAAUACCAGACAUCUUCCUCAGUUUUUAUUUUUUCAAGCUAUGCGACUGUGGUAAUUCCCUGUCUAAAAUUUUAAUUUCGCCUCAGGGACAUUGGCGAAAGUGGUUAAAAUUUGACUUUAUCAAGAACCAAUUGUAGAAGAAUUGUAUACCUUUAUUAGACCUAACCGGGAGUGUUUGCCCUGAUAUUUACCAAGAACCCCGAUUUUUCUCUACACAUUCCUCCUCUAAUAACACUGAACGAGUAAGGGAUGAUGAGACUAGAGGGUUGUACCUCAGGAGAGAAUUAUGUAGUUGAGAGUAUUAUAUAGUAUAAAUAAAGUUUGAUUAGAUUAGUUUUGGUCCUGUUUGUUUUGACAAUUCAAGAGAUAGGGACUCAAUCUACAUUAGGAUGUUAGGGUUUGUAAUCCAAGUGAGAAUAUAUACAUUUUAAGACCUAACCAGGAACGACUGCGAAAAAUGCAGCACAAGGUCCUCUGGUAGGAAUCGACCCUACGGCCCUGCGAUUCCGGAGCAGGUCCGGAAUCGCAGGGCUCCGGAAUCGCAGGGCCGUAGGUUCGAUUCCUACCAGAGGACCUUGUGCUGCAUUUUUCGCAGUCGUUCCUGGUUAGGUCUUAAAAUGUAUAUAUUCUCACUUGGAUUACAAACUCUAACAUCUAAUAUUAAUUCCACCAAGUGAAGUGCAAGAACUAAGUUAUUCAAGUCCGACUCAAUCUACACCUACCUUGCAAUAUAAUAGCUACUACAUGUACUGAGAGGGUAACAAAUUGUCGUCUUCAGAUUACUGUCAUUGAACUAACCAACAUUCCUUAACUUGCAGUUGGUCCUCUGAACGGCAACUAUACAGCCUGGUCAAUGUGGUCUUCUUGUUCAAAGAGUUGUAAUCGCGGAAUUACGUCGCGUCGUCGAAGUUGUACGAACCCACCGCCACUUUACGACGGCAAGGAUUGCGAAGAGAUUGGAGCUGAUGAGGAGAUACAAGAAUGCUUCCUUAAACCUUGUGCGGGUAUGAAUCACUUGUGUUUGUAAUUUACUACUUCUUCUAAAUAAUUAUUUGACUUUAUUUUGUGUUGUGAUAAAUCUCACCACAAUAAGAAAUUCCAGUGAUUUCUUAAUAAAUUAUAUUCGUGAUGGAACCUUUUAUCACUCCAGGCUUGUGUCUUCAUCACAAAUUAUCUAAAGUCGAACUUUUUCUCUGCCAACAACAUAAAGAUAUAUAAAACCUUAUUGGUUAAAUUUUAUCUCAUUUCCCAUCAGUCAGGUUAAUGUAAUCAGGAAUCUGGUUUAUGUAUGCCCAGGACGUCCUUGUUGAAAAAAACAGACUAUGUGAGGUGGAUAUAUAACCAGAGCCCCUGGUUAUAUCCUUUUCGUGUUUCCAUGGAUCCGUAGAAAAACAUGUUUGUAUGAGCUCAACGAACUUUACCAAAAAAUUUUCUUGUUUUUUAGUCAAUGGUGCGUGGAGUGGCUGGGCAAUAUGGAGUGACUGCUCUUCUUCAUGCGGUACUGGAAGAAGAACACGUAUCCGAGGAUGUAACAGUCCAAAUCCUUCGAAUGGCGGAGAUCUGUGCAGUGGACCUGAUACUGAGAUUGCUGAAUGUUAUAAGAAAGACUGCCCAGGUAUGGAUUUGUUUUCAUCAACUUUAUUAAUUCCAGUAAUAUAAACCUUUAGAUUCCUAAAAACCUUAGCAGUUUUCGUCACCGGAAUUUUUUACAAUGAUAUUUCUCUUCACUUAAAUUUCUUCAUAUCCAUCCCGUUGACUAAAAUUCGGUUAGGAAUGAAAUAUGCCAAAAACACGUUUCCUAUUGAGUCACAUCAAACAAAACACAAGAAAAAUGUAGACUAUUUCACAUUGUUAAAUAUAACUUGGUCACGGCAAUUUUGAACAACGUUCAAGGGUUGAUGAAAUUAAGUUAAAGUUAAGAGACGAUACAAUUAAGGCGGCAGCAAUUCACAUCAAUUAUAUUCCUCGCUAAAUCGAGACUUAGAUAUUAUCUUGUAUUUCUAGUUGAUGGUAGAUGGUCAGACUGGCAAGCUUGGGAUCCAUGUUCAGUUAGCUGUGGUUUUGGCGUUCAACUACGAACUCGGUAUUGUAACAAUCCAGCUCCAGUGAGCGGCGGGAAAAUAUGUGAAGGAGACUUGGUCGAGAGCUCACCUUGUGAGGCUAAACCAUGUCGUAAGUAUUAAAGUACAUUGUGUCAGUAGUGACCAGCUUAAUGAUAAGAACAAUGUAUAAAGUGAUGUCCGAGACACAGCGGUUAUUGCUUGUGUCUUUCACUUGGUAUAUCAAUCAUGUUUCGCUCCCUACUCUGGUUUAAAUAAAUGAUUACAAAGCCCAGUCGAAUUGUAAUCAAGACCCAACGUUUCGACACUCCAGUCUAGUGUCUUCAUCAGAGGUGAUCUAAAUUUGUAAUCGUGGCUUCUUAAAUACCCAAGGGAUGACGUCACCUGUCAAUGAGAUGCAUGUAUUCUUCUGGCAAAUAGGCACCGUCAUCCCUAUUCAAAGCAUGAUUACUCAUAUUUAUAUGCCACGCUUCUAGGCAUAAUCUUUGACCAUAGCGAUUGUUUGGUAAUUACUUUAGAGUUUUCCCACCCAAUCUCUUGUUUGGUGUCACACACAUGUACUGCUAAAGCUGAUUUUCCCUUGUUUAAAGUUGAAACACUAUAAUUUCACCACCCUCACAUGUGAGAAGUAUGAUUCAGUUUUUCUAAGUUUAACCAAGCACCACAGAUUUCCUCAGUAGACUUAGUCAUAUCUGAUAGAGCUAUCCAGAUUUCCUUAUGUUGGAACUCUAGGAAGAACGGUAUAGAACUAUUAGAGAUAUCCAGUCCAAAGAACGUUCUUAGUUGAUCUAACCUAAACCUCUAUUUCAGCAAUAUAUGGUGGAUAUGCGGAUUGGUCUAACUGGUCAGUUUGCUCUCGCUCUUGUGGACGAGGUUCAAAAGCUAGAGUCAGGAAAUGUAUCAAUCCUCUGCCUCGCUAUGGAGGCGAGUCGUGUGAGAAACUGGGGCCCGCUGUGGAAAAGACACAUUGCAAUGCCAACCCAUGUCCAGGUAUGAUGUAUAACAACACAAAUUUCCUGGAUCGUCACACCAGGGACUAUUAAUUGUGGUCUACAUUUCGAAUAUAUCUGUCAUCAAUAAUAUUGGCAACAUCUUCUAUAUGUGGCAAAAUUCUAAAUCGGUUGAAAUAAGUUCACGCCCAGUUACGUUAAUAACGCCAUGGAACGUAAUUUGAACGCCAUUGGAAUGCUAAUAGAACGCAAUAGAAUCUGCUAGGCUAUUUCUUAAAGUUCUAGCUUUAUCGACCUGGACGUUAAAAUAUGCAUUUGCCGGAACUUUGUAUAUGGUUUAUUCAACACUUAACGCACUGAUGUGACGCUGGUACCCGAAUCCUAAAAUCAUGCUCUAUACGUUAUGUCUUAUAUCUAGUCCACAAUUAGUUGUCUUACAGUUAUUUUCGUUAUGCAAGCCCGAGCCUCUUUCUCUUCACCUUUAGACCAUAGAUAUCUUAUAUAAACUAGAUCUAGGCAUCUCUUUUAGUAAAAUUGAAGCCAAGAAUAUUCCAGCGGUUACCCCCAUUUGAAUAGAUGGCGGCCUCGCUAAUAAACGCUUAAAAAACAACAAUAACUUUCAUCAUUUGAAUAGUUUGAAAAUGUAUUUGGAAUAGGUUUAACUUAAUGUUUAAGUUCUCUGUUUAAGAAAUAGAAAACAUACAGUCUUCUCAUUUCAUGGAAAUAUCCUGAGUCUGCAAUCACGGCUUCGAUUUUUGAAUUGCAGAAUAAUUAGAUGCACUAUCUAGUGUAUAUAAGAUAUCUAUGCUUAAGACCUUGAAUCUUGGCUAUAAAAUAUAUUAUUUCACUUGUGCCUUGGUUGUAUCAUUCCUACCUAAGGCGUGAAAUUAUGAGUUCAGUCAAAACCUGUAUACAUUGUCUUGUAUUUAGUCCAAGGCAACUGGGGAUCAUGGAAUGCUUGGAGCAAGUGCUCGGCUCACUGUGGACCUGGGGUGAGAACACGUGACCGCAGAUGUAACAAUCCCUAUCCAAAUUACGGGGGAGCGUCCUGUGUUGGCAAGGGUCACGAGUCGACUGUUUGUAGCAUGCCUGACUGUCCCAUCGAUGGUGACUGGGGCGCUUGGUCUGAUUGGUCAGAUUGCCAGAGUGAUUGUGGUAUAGCAACAAGACAUCGUACUCGUGCCUGCAUUGAUCCUCCACCUGCACAUGGCGGGCGGGGCUGUGAAGGUGAUGCUGAGGAAUAUCACGAUUGCAAGUUGGAUCAUUGUCCUAGUGAGUAUUGCGCAAUAACUGUUCUACAUUUAGAUAAGUUAAUUGUAGUGAUAUGAAACGUCGAAAAUUGCGUUGGGAACCGAAGCGCUACUACAAUUUUGAACCACUUCGAGUUUAAGAUGUAGGGGCAAAAUUUGAUUAGUCGUUUAGUCAUAAUUCAUGAAUAUAUUGAUAGAUAUGUACACUGUACAUACAGUACAUGCAUACAUCACAUUAUUGACUUCAGGGGUCUGCGUUUUGAGCGCUUACAGCCCAGGGAGGCCGUGGGCUAGACCGCUACACCUCAUUUAAAAUAGUUUCCAUGUUUUACAUGUCUAUCCUAUCUUACUCCACCUUACCAGUCAUAUUUUAUCUUACAGUCGACGGUGCGUAUUCAGACUGGAGCGCUUGGGGGCUGUGAUCAACCGUGUGGAUCUGGACACAAUUGCGUGUGCGAUCUUGUUCCAACCCAGACCUCAGUUUGGUGGUAUGAACUGC